CUUUGGUCAUACGCGUUAGUUAUACAGUGAAACCUGUAUAACUGAACACCUUUCAAUGUGAACACUUUUGCUCGGUCCUUCUUCAUAAUAUAGCACACAUGUUUAAAAAAACUAAAAAUGUGAACAUUUGCAAAUCCAAGUAAUUUUGACUUGUUCCAGUGGUGUUUGUAUGAGACAGUUUUACUGUACUUUAUUUAUUUGUGAAGUACUUAAUGUUUUAAAUGCUAUUUACAGUGAAUAGAUAGAAUGAGUAAAUGUGUCAUAACUUGGAUGAUUUGUUUGAGGUGUCAUAAACAGAAUGUAUUUAUGAUGUAUCAUUUGACAUAUAGGCUUCCUUUGUGAAAAAUGAAUAGAUAUUAUGUGAGUCGUGACAGUCUACACAUAUAGUGAAGUCAUGUAUCAUGUAUAACAGUCUGAAAUGAAAUGGUGGCUUUGAACUAAGUGAUGAGAAGACACAACACAACUGCAUCAUGCUAGAAUCUAUCAUGCUGGAUUUCGUUAUCAUAUUCAUUUUUGCGUUACUACUACUUGGAACAGUCAUCUUCAUGUACCGACGAUCUGGCAAGUUCCGUACAACUAUUCCAGGUAUGGACCCCAUUGACUCAAGAGAAGGGAACCUGCCUGACAUCGCAAAGGCAGGAAGUUUACACGAGUUUCUGAGUCUACUGCAUGAGCGCUAUGGGAAGAUUGCUCAUUUCUGGAUGGGACCAAGAUUUGUUGUCAGUAUUGCUUCAGCAGAGCUCUUCAAACAACAUCUGAAAGUAUUUGAUAGACCUCCUGAGCUGUUCCGACCAUAUGAGCCCUUGUUUGGGUCCAACAGCAUUGCUUAUGCUAAUGGGGCUGAUGGAAGAGCAAGACGGAAGCUCUAUGACGCCAGCUAUGGACAUGGCAUUGUCAUGAAUAACUAUCUUGGUAUAUUUAAUAAGUUGAGUAAUGAAGUCUCUGCCAAGUGGAACACCAUGUUGGAUGAGCAACACAUCCCAUUACGUGACCAAAUGUUUGCCUUUGCCAUCAAGUCGAUCACUAUUACAUCAUUUGGUGACUACUUCCAUGAUGAUGAGCAAGUUUUGGAAUUCAGAAAGGCAUAUGACACGUGUAUGGAUGAAAUGGAGAGAAGGCUUACCGAAGGAGCUCCUGAACCAGAUAGCUUAGAAGAGAAAAACUUUAAGAAAGCUCUUAAUAUCAUGCACAGUACAAUUAAGAAAAUAGUAGAGAUACGUCGUGAUAAUCCACUAAAGUCUGAGGAUGAUCACAUAUUCCUUGAUACCUUACUAGAGGCUGGCAUACCUGAGAGUCAAUUAAUCGAUGAUAGCAUUAGCUUCACGGUAGCUGGCUUCCAUACAUCUGGUCUAUUUUUGACAUGGUUGUUCUACUUCCUUGCGUUACACCAAGAUGUUCAGACCAAGGUUUACGAUGAACUUCUGAAAGUCCUUGGUCCCAAUGGCAAAAUAUCAGCAGAUAAUAUUAACGACCUCCAGUAUGGAAGGCAAGUUCAGGAUGAGACACUACGCUGCUCUGUGUUGGCACCAUGGACUGCACGCUACCAGCAUAUGGAUGUGGAGCUUGGUGGACAUACUAUUCCAGCUGAGACUCCAGUUAUCCUUGCUCUCGGUGUCAGCUUGCAGGAUGAGGAGUAUUGGCCAGAGCCUACUAAGUUUGAUCCUGAUAGAUUCAGUCCUGAAAAUAGUAAACUUCGACCUGACAUGGCCUUCCAACCAUUUGGGUUUGCAGGGAAGAGAAAAUGUCCAGGCUACAGGUUUUCCUAUAUUGAAGUCCAAGUGUUGGUGGCAGAGAUCCUACGCAAGUUCCGUAUCAAGUUAGUAGAAGGCCAAGUUGUCAUGCCUGUAUAUGGAUUUGUGACUAACCCCAAGGAAGAAAUCUGGGUUACGUUGGAAAAACGUGGAAAUGAGGAGUAGAGAUGUGAAACACUUCCCAUGUGAUUCAUAAGCUCACAUCGCUUAAUAUUCAUGGAACACUAUAGUCUUAUCAUGACAGCAUGCUCUAGCAUCUAAUGUACCCAUCAGUGGUAGAAUUUUGGGGGAUUUUAAUUUGUGAUGGUUGUGGAAUCUUUUUUUUCAAAAUGACAGGACAAUGAGGACAUUGUCAGCUUACCUAAGAAAAUAUAGCUUUUCUGUAGACCAUUGUAAAUGGGGCGAUUAAUGGAAAAUGAACAUUUCUGAUAAAAGAUUCUUUUUUCUAGACCAUCACGAAUGGGGUGAAAACAACACAUUUGCAGCAAAUGAACAGAGUCCAACUUUUUGGAUCGAAAAUUAUACCCUUUUCUAGAUCAUAACAGAACAGAUAGAGUUAAAACAUCACAUUUGCCAAAAAUAACCAAGAAAAGGGAUCGUGUAAAAAACGGAUGACCAGGUAGCUUGGUGACCUGAUGACCGGGUACCUAACGUUCCUAGCAGGGUUACCAACUAUCAAAGUUUUUAGGCUUGAUAUAUAAGGGUUAUGUACUGGGAGGUUUAGGAUAUGGGGUUUAUCCAGAGGGAGAUAUGCAUAUCUACCUUAGGGACCGAAGG
Owenia fusiformis is the source of this 2528-nucleotide messenger RNA. Lineage: Eukaryota; Metazoa; Annelida; Polychaeta; Sabellida; Oweniidae. The record is from the annotation of a GenBank genome assembly.